Sphaeramia orbicularis (orbiculate cardinalfish) is the source of this 982-nucleotide messenger RNA. RefSeq names its product proteasome 20S subunit alpha 4 (gene psma4). The record is from RefSeq and is a predicted model, not a curated record. The transcript is spliced from 9 exons. Gene Ontology annotation, biological process: ubiquitin-dependent protein catabolic process. Lineage: Eukaryota; Metazoa; Chordata; Actinopteri; Kurtiformes; Apogonidae. Gene Ontology annotation, cellular component: proteasome core complex, alpha-subunit complex; proteasome core complex. Bases 119 to 904 code for a protein of 261 amino acids.
CCUCCGCAUCCCGGUGUGACGGAAGAAACAGCAAACUGAAAGUGUUGGACCAGAGCUUGAGGAGAGGUACGCUAAUUUAGCCCGUUUCGACGAGGAUAAUUCCCGUGAAACAGAAAAAAUGUCUCGCAGAUAUGAUUCCCGGACAACUAUAUUUUCCCCCGAGGGGCGCUUGUAUCAGGUGGAAUAUGCCAUGGAGGCGAUCGGUCACGCAGGCACAUGCCUGGGAAUUCUAGCAAACGAUGGAGUGCUGUUGGCAGCAGAGAGACGCAACAUCCACAAGCUGCUGGAUGAGGUGUUCUUCUCGGAGAAGAUCUACAAACUCAACGAAGAUAUGGCUUGCAGUGUUGCUGGGAUUACAUCAGAUGCUAAUGUCCUGACAAAUGAAUUGCGUUUAAUUGCACAGAGAUAUUUAUUGCAGUACCAGGAGCCGAUCCCCUGUGAGCAGCUGGUAACUGCCCUGUGUGACAUCAAGCAAGCCUACACUCAGUUUGGAGGAAAGAGACCGUUUGGUGUUUCUCUGUUGUACAUGGGCUGGGACAAACACUAUGGCUUCCAGCUGUACCAGAGUGACCCCAGCGGCAAUUAUGGAGGCUGGAAAGCAACCUGCAUCGGCAACAACAGUGCUGCUGCCGUGUCCAUGCUGAAACAGGAUUACAAAGAAGGUGAGAUGACUCUGUCAUCUGCUCUGGCCUUGGCUGUCAAAGUCCUCAACAAAACCAUGGAUGUCAGCAAACUUUCUGCAGAGAAAGUGGAGAUCGCCACGUUGACGCGCGAAGACGGGAAAACGAAGAUCAAGGUCCUGAAACAGAAAGAAGUGGAGGAACUCAUCAAACGCCAUGAGGCAGAGGAGGCCAAGGCGGAAAAGGACAAGAAGGAGAAGGAGCAGAAGGAGAAAGACAAAUGAGCAAAUAAUAAUCUUUUUUUCUUGUUUCACCAAAUCCUGUAUUGUACUGUCUUUUACAUUAAAAGCUUGGAAUCAGAA